Messenger RNA from Cladocopium goreaui, 390 nucleotides. Lineage: Eukaryota; Dinophyceae; Suessiales; Symbiodiniaceae. The record is from the annotation of a GenBank genome assembly.
AUGCUAAAGGAGUUGGAUCUGGCGAGGCGUGAGGCAGAGGUUUCCUCAUUGGCCCAAGCAGAGCAGGAUGAGUUGGCUGAGCUCCGUGAAUGGCUGGCCGCGCCCGAGGGCGCCAAAGAUGAACACCGGCGAAUCGCAGGGCUCCGUGCUGAAGUCAAAGAGUGGCAAGAGACCUACAAGAAAGAGAAGGCAAGCUGGAUGCGGGCAAUUUGCGAGCUGACAAAACAGCGAGAUCUACAAGUAUCCCGCGCAGACCUUUUCGCUAAGCAGCUGGGGCAAUGGCGAGACAUCUUUCAGGAAACAGACCUGACCAACCUGGAACAGGAGUGGGAUCCUGAGUCCAGUUUCUAUGCUAAUGAAGAUGCUGAACGUCGAGAGUGCCAGCCUUAG